Messenger RNA from Salvelinus namaycush (lake trout), 6155 nucleotides. RefSeq lists its product as uncharacterized. The transcript has 15 exons. Gene Ontology annotation, cellular component: nucleus. NCBI's taxonomy places the organism in Eukaryota, Metazoa, Chordata, Actinopteri, Salmoniformes, Salmonidae. Bases 29 to 3724 code for a protein of 1231 amino acids. The record is from RefSeq and is a predicted model, not a curated record. Gene Ontology annotation, molecular function: exonuclease activity; metal ion binding; nucleic acid binding.
GCCGGAGUACAGAAAUUAUAAUUAGUCGAUGUUGUCUUCCAUUGGGUUCUUCGCUGAAAUAGACUGUCCAUUUUUCAGACGUGACCACUGUAAGCGGCCCCACUGUCUGUACAAGCAUGACAAAGACGAGCGAGGAAUGUUUGACAACACCCUGUGUGGCUCACCGGUAACAGCAGCAGGUGUUUGGAAAACUCAUUCCACUUCCAUCAAUGGAGCCCCACAGGUCAAUGAAGCCAAAGACCCUUGCCUUUUGGAGUUGGAGAGGAUCAACAAAGAAAUUGAGACUGUGAAGAAUGAGGUUGAGAAGGAGCAAAGGAGAUUAUCUCGUUACCAAACUGUGCAGGUGGACAGUGAAAGAACAGGGUCCAAGAAAGUCUUGAUUGCCAAAUCUGAAACACCAGGUAAAGAUCUGAAUGGAAAUAGCGUAAAGUCUAAACACAGGCAGUCAACUACAGUCUAUUCUCCUGCCCGGAGGAAGUAUGUGGUUGACAAUUCCAAACCCAGGACUGAUUUGGAAUACGACCCCUUGUCCAACUUCUCAGCUUCUUUGCGAUCUAGUGGUUGUUCUGAGUACAAACCAGGUAAUGAGCAGAAAGUGAGAAGUGGGCAAGGUGUGAAGAGGACGAGAGAGAAUGUUUGUAAGGAGGACCAAACUAAGCCACCUUCUCAAGAGUUCACUGCCUCACCAGCUAGUAGUAACAAGUUAGUUGAUGACUCUGAAGAAGAAGAAGGGGUCCUCAUCAUUGAUAUUCCACCUCUGGAGAGCGAUAUAAAGAAGUGUCGGGCUCAGAAGCCCUGUAAGAUCACCACAAACCAAUCACAGGAAAUCAAAGAGGAAGUCCACACUGUUUUUGUUCCUACUGUGGCUCAUGCUCCACUUAGUAUUCCACUUCCUGUGUCCACUCCUGGUCCUGAAGUAGUCGAAGUCCUAUCCCCACCUGCAGUGUCUGAGAUUGUGAAAGAUGAUAAUCUCAACACUUAUGGCCUAUCUAGUGUUUCCGCUAGUCGGGAAAAUGAAGGUGAACCCAGUGCUGAGAGUGUAUUCGAUGACUUGUCCAAAUGCUUGGAAAACCUGAGGAGUGAAAGUGAGAGAAUAGUUUGUUACCAAGAGGCUGAAGCCACUGCGGAAAGCAAUUGUGUCCCAGAACCUGUGUCUCUCAAAAUGAGUCUAUCAUCCUUACAGACACGUCACCAUAAUGAGCCAGUUACGACUGAUGUCAACUUACUGAUGGCAGAACCUGGAUUGCUUGAACGUGAGCUUGCCUACAACUGUGUUGAGAACAGUAACCAUCUUCAACCCAAUGAAGUCUCAUAUGGACAUAUAUCUUCACUACCGCAUAAUGUUUUAGUCCCUCCCUCUGUCUCCUCCCCCCAUAAACUCCCCAUUGAGACCCAGAGAAGUGAGCAGCCAGUAGCACAGAGCUCUGCUCAGAGUUACUGGUCACCUGUACAAAGUGUAUCAUCAGUGCCAUGUCUGCAGAAAAUACCAGGCCAAGCGCCAGGGCUUGAUUUUGCCCUGCCUAGUCCAGUUCCGGUAGCAAAUUUUGUAGCGCAAGCGGCCACUACCGUGGGUUUCACCCAAUGCCAGCUGUUAUAUGGGCCAACUACGUCAGGGACUAAUGGAGUAGAAUUACAAUCUGCUCCUUUUGAGCAGCCUACUGUGGAAGCAAUGAAUGAACACAUUGUUAUUGAUUCAAGUUCUGAGGAGCUCGAGUAUUCAGAGUUAUCUGAUAGUGACACAAUGGAGGAAUGCUAUCGUAUCUUCAUGGAGGAAGCCAACAAGGGUGAUGAGGGAUCGACAGACCAGGCUUGUACACCUGUAGGAGCUGUGGAUGUGGAGACACCAGGGUUAGCAGUGAAACCCAAACCGUUGCCAGGACCCAGGAAGAGGGUGGCCCAUGUGUCCAGAUAUACUGAGCCACCGGUGGGCAAAAGCAAAGCCCAGGUGAUCGUUCCUUUCCGAGGAGGAGCCCCCCAGUUGUCCAACCCCUCUAAGAUCCAUCAACUGCAGCAGAGGGCCUCCGUUUUGUCCGCUGCUCUGAAAGGAGGCCAGGCGUUCAUCUCCUCCAACGCACAGAGAAAAAUGGUGAUGCUGCCUUCUCCUGCUCAUCAGGCCAGUCAUCAGGCCACCCACCAUCCAGUUCAAUACCUCAUUCACCAGCCAACUCACCAAACUACUAUGCAAAACUCCUGUGUGAACGUCAUACCUGUGGGAACAGCCAUCCAGGUGGGCAACAACCUGCACUUCAUCCUCCCAGAGGGAAGCUACACUCUGCCCAUCACUUCAGCUAAUUCUCCAGUCACCCCAGUCCAUACCCCGGUCCAUACUCCAGUUACCCCUGUUCCUGUACAACCUCAGCCUACUGCCUAUAUCCCUGCUAAGCCCAUUCCUACCAAACGAAAAGCCAAGACGCGUCCUGAGGUCAGCGCCAAAGUCCCACAUGACGUACGGCAGCGCUAUGUAAACCUGUUUGUAGAGGAAUUCCUCAAAACGUCCGUCACUGUACAAGAUGCUUUUGAAAAGGCUCUUGCUGAGGAGAAGACUGUGUAUGAUCGCAGCAUCAACAAACUCAAGUAUCUGAGUGUUGCAGUGAAUGCACUGAAGAGGCUGAAGAACCAGAGCACCGUCUCUGUCAAAGCUGGAAAUGAAACUAAUGUCCAGCUGUCCAAAGGAAAUAUUCCACUCAAUGAAAAAGCACUUUGGGCAAAUGGAGAUGUUGCAUUGUAUGACAGUUUGAAGGAGCACAUUCUGUCAGAGGAGAUAUUGACGGAGAAUAACUAUCCUCUUCAGCACCCAGAGAAAUCUGGCAGUGCCAUACUGUACCGUGAAGACUAUAAAAAGGCAAUCACUGAUUCUUUGAAGAGGAUUUGCUGUCGGUGUGGGGCCACUUACUCUGUGAACCAAGUGGGAAAGCACACUCGCAAGGAGGAGUGCAACUACCACUAUGGGAAAGGAGUUGAGAAGAAGGUUCCAGGUGGAGUAGAAACCCGCUACAGCUGCUGUGAAGGUGUGGCUGGGUGCCCUGGAUGCCAAGUCUUCAAGCUGCAUGUCCAUGAUGCAGUUAGCCUGGAUGGCUUUGUCAGUACCCGUCCUAGGCCUGCCUCUGACAAGGGAUGCCCGGGUGUGUUCUCAGUCGACUGUGAAAUGUGCUAUACCACUCAAGGUCUAGAGCUGGCCAGAGUGACUGUUGUUAACUCCAGUUUGCAGGUCAUCUAUGACACCUUUGUGAAACCUGAUAAUGACGUCAUUGACUACAACACCAGGUUUUCAGGCAUCAAUGAAGCUGAUGUGAAAGGAACAAGCUCGUCCAUCCGAGACGUUCAGGAGACUCUACUGAGCUUUGUCAGUGCAGAGACUAUACUGAUCGGCUACGGCUUGGAAUCUGACCUCUGUGCACUGAAGCUGCUCCAUGGCACCGUGGUGGACACCUCUGUGUCGUUCCCCCACCGCCUGGGCCUGCCUCAUAAGAUGACCCUCCACAAUCUGACAGCAGACUACCUCAGGAGGAUCAUCCAGGAGAGUGGUGGGUCAAAUACAAACAAGUCUGGCAGUGGGGAGGAUGUCCAUCUACUGUGUGUCAUUAAAGUUUUUUUUUUUUUAUACUGUCAAACUGAUCAUGGUGAAAUCAGGGAGACAUGUUGCAUGAAUGUUCUUAAUGAAAAAUAUUUCACAAUUCCAAUUCUGUCCAUUCACUAUAUUUUAAAAAUGUUCUUAGAACACUAAUAAAAAGGGACGUUGCAGGUGAGAAGGAAAAUCUGAGCGAAAAUAUUUUGUGGUGUGUAGGAGGCUACAGUCCUAAAACAUGUAUCCACUAAUGUGAGAAUCAUUCCUGAUCCAAGGCUUUCCGAUACAUGGAAGAUAUAUAUAUAUACACACAGGCCAGGCCUACAUUAGUCUUGCAGUAACAGUGUGUAUGGCAUUGUUCCUGUCUCUUCCAGUGGGUGGCCAUGACUCAGCAGAAGAUGCUGCUGCCUGUAUGGAGCUCAUGCUGUGGAAGGUCAAAGAAGAUGGCAAAACUAAACGAUGGUGAUCUGAAUAAAUCUGCCAUCGACCACCUUCGUUAUUCAUGAAAUCACAGAGAUGUAUGUUAAAAUGUCACUUAUUUGUAUAAAGGUGAAGUGUUGUUGGCUCAUUUCUUCAAAUGGUCUGGGUAGGCUUGGAGAGGGACUAAAAUUCUAUUUGUUAUGUACAUUUUCGUUUUUUGAUGGAAUUAAUUUUUGUUUAAUUUUUGUUCAAUUAUGUUAUGCUUCUCAGUCUCUUAUGCCAAUGUAAUUAUUAUUUGGGGAUGCACUCAACACUGGGAAAGAAUAAUAUAUAUUGAAAGUAAAAGCACAGUAAAGAAAUCUGUUGUGGGAUAUUAUUAUGAUCAUGGUUGAUGGGAACUGCAGCAUUAGGGUUUCAUAGCUAUGUGUGACACCUGAGGAGAUCAGAGUCAAGUCCAACAUCCAAUAAACUCAAUGUGAGCAAGAAACAGGACCCCUCCCCAGUCUAUCUACAGUCCUCAACACUUUCAGAUGUUAUGUGAUGAUACAUAAAACCACAGUGUAACUGAGGAUAAACUAUUUCAAUAAUUAUUUAUCAACACCAUUCUUUUGAAGGAACAGGUUCAAAUUGUGUCAUUUCCUCUACAACCAGGCAAUGAAUGCAAACGUGAACUAAAAUAAAUGGAACAUACAAUAUGAGACAAAAAAAAAAUCUAAUUCCGUUUGGUGACUAUCACUUCUCCCUGAUGAAAGUCAAGUAACAGUAUUGAAAUAAUAUUGCCUGGUGCUGAACCCAUAAAAAAUGUAAUGGACAGAACGGGCAAGGAACCUCUAACCCUGGCAAUUUGACUAACAAACUCAUGGGUACACUCUCAAUCACUGCCUGGUAUUGCUAUGCAAUAAUUUCCAUGGUAAUAUAGAAUGUUCAUUCAAAUGGUGCUAACUGAUGUGGCUCAUGCAAUGGAAUGUAUUUUUUGUAAUGUCAGUUAAGUUGAUUUAACAAAUCACAACACAUGUUGAUGUUUUUUCUUACUGCUUUUAUUUCCUGCUCCUACGUGUACACUCAGAAAGGCUUCCAGUCCACCCAUUAUGCCAUAAUUGAUGUGAAUAGAGAUGUCCAGUCUAUUCAUUGUAUUUCUAUGGCUGAAGCUGUCACUCUGCCUUGCUUUUAAACUUGGUUCCAUAACAGCAACUCCUGAUGCAGAAGAGGCCUGUUUUGAUGAAGAGAAGGAUUAGGAGCAGCAGGACAGCCAGAAGCAGAGCCAGCACAUCCAGGCUGUGGUACUGGUACCAGGUGAGCUGGUGGGCCUGGACCCUCAGGAGCCUGUCCCCUCUGUUUCUCAUGGUGAACUCCAGCCAGAACAAUGCCUCAUCCUUAAGACUGAUCGGUCUGUCAUGAUGGAUUCUGGACAGCCUCAUGGCGUUCUCCUUAUACCUGUUGAUCAAUUCUCAGAUGACCUAGAAUACGUAGAGCCUCCUAUUUAUUUAAUAUAUUUAAUAAAGAUGUGUAUUCAUGUGAUAGCAAACUAGUUGCUAAUUUACUCUGUACUCUGUAGCAAAAUAAAUGUUUGUGAAAAUGAGGACAACUUACGAUGGGUUAUUGAUCACAACAUUGAGUCCAUCCACAAGGUCCCGGGUUUGCAUGGAGUUGAAGUCCAUGAUGACAGCAGCUCCCUUGGCCUUCAUAUGGAUCAUAUUGUCUGGCUGGUCAGCAAACAUAGGAAUACCCACCAUGGGAACACCAUUGUAAAUAGCCUCAUAGAUUCCAUUGGUUCCACCAUGGGUGAUGAAGGCUCUAGUUUUUGUGUGUCCUUAUAGAACAGAAACAAGUAUUCCUAAAUGUAGAUAUUCCAAAGAUAGUCUCAAAUAAUGAUGUUCAACAUCACACUGGUGAAUAGAUUGGUUUAUGCACUAUACCAAACAGGCAUAAUAAUGAAUUAUUGUCUUUGUUAUAAAAAAACCUAUAGCUACCCAGCAGGUCGUUCUGUGGGAUCCAGUUGUAAACUGGUGUUGGGAGCCAGAGUCUCAGGUUUCUCCCCACUGUGCCUCCACAGAAUCUGGCCAUGACAGGGACAUAUUUAUAUGUUAUUAUUUAUAUUUUAUUAUAUUUUAUAUUGAACUGUUUAAGUAUGUUACAUAGGCUGCACAAGACAGAUGCAACACGUCUACUU